GCCGGGUAGAUAAUAAAACACCCACCUUCUGGCCGAGUAAAUGCUGUUAUGGAUUUACAAAUUUUAACAGAUCUACCAAGACGUUAACCUAUAAGAGAAAACUUCUAUAAUUAUGUGACAUUUGAUGGAUGUGUAUGUUAAAGUGUUGUUGUUCGUUGUCUGUGGACGAUCUGACAUUGUAAACAAGGUGAGUGACUAUACGUGACUACAAAUGUACUGUGGUUCCUUUACAUACAUUUAUAGUCUACAACAUAAUUACCCCGACGGGUAAAAACCACAACCGCCAACCACUGGAUUUUGUGAAAGAAAGAUUCUAGUGGACACUCAGGAUUUUGUGAAUACUCAAGACUUUUAUUCCUUAUAUGGAAAUAAAUAUUUCCUUGUGAUUUUUUUUAUUAGUGUUAGAUACAAUGUAAACAGCUGUACAACAAACUGCUUCACUGUGAAAUCAACUUACUAUAGUAAAAAAAACUUCAAAGGUUUUGCAUCAUUUUAUCAAAAUGGCCACAUCCCUUUUCAAAGCUCAGAUUCCUUUUCGUAUCAAAGGUCAAUUCACCUGUACACACCACAAAGGGGGCCAACUGGACCUAUACUGUGAAGAAUGUCAAAUUCCUGUUUGCAUCAAGUGUGUAUCUACUGUACAUAAAAGUCACCCUUUGUGUGACCUUAGUGAAAUUAUUCAUCAAACUAAACAGGAUGUUCAAAGCUUUAUAGACAAAACUGAGAAAGUUGACCUCGUACAAAUCGACCAGUACAUCACAUCUACUGACAAACACUUAAAGGACAAUACCAGCAACUUUGACAAACUUUCACACCAUUUAAAGACACAAACCAACAAACUAAAAGAAGAUUUGGACCAAUUAACAGCACAGACUUUGUCUCUCUAUCAACAAAUGGAAGAGGACAAUACCAAGCUACUACAGACUUACAAACAGGACCUAGAAGUGUACGACGCUAAGCUAAAAAAACAAGUGCAAGAAUGUAAGAUAGCACUUCAACGUGGCUCUGACAUACAAAUCUACGACACAGGGUGCGAGAUUCAAUCAGCAUUAACUCUCCCUGCAGAACCUACUCUAUGUACUGCCAGCUUCACACCUAACCAAAAUCCUGAGGUUCACCUGAAACAAGCUUUGGGAGAAGUCAACACCUCCUGUCACUGCCAGGGUCAAGCUUCACCAGGUCAUGAUAUGUCAGUUGGAUCAUCUACUGGACAAGGAUCAACCUCUACACAACAAAACUCCACAGGAAGAAAGAAAGUGAAAAGUCCAGUAUAUAGACUGUUGCCUCAGACCAAGGUGUUGGGGAAUUGGACGUCUCCAUGUUACAUCACUUCUGUAUGUCCAACCAUUGAUGGUCAGGUGUGGACUAGUGCCUGUGACGAUAUCACCUUAAAUCUUCUGGAUAGGAAGGGCAAAGUAAUACAGAAGAUUAAACACAAUACUGGGAUCACAGAAAUAAGUCUUUCACCCACAACCAACACACUGUGGGUCUGUGACUUGGACAACAACAUCACAGAGCUCGUGUCAGGACGACUAGUACACAGAUUCGGAACCAGGGAGGAACCACGGUGUAUCUGUAUCACAGCUAGUAACCAUGUCAUUGUGGGGAUGAACAAAAAAAUUUCGAAAUUCACCACAGAAGGUACAUUAUUACAUACUACAUCAGCUGCAGGUACAGGGAAACCAUUUGUGUGUACACCAUACAGGAUCUCAGAGUGUCCUGUCACUCAUAAUGUCGCAGUGGCUGAUUUGGGUAAUACACUUCAUGGUGGUGAGGGGAAACCACGGGUUGUUGUCAUAGACACAGAUUUCAAGAAACUAUUUGAAUAUGAUGGUAAAGUCCCACAUACAUAUCAACCAACAUCACAGUCAGGAAGUAAACGAUUUACCCCCUGGGGUGUGGUGUAUGACAGUGUGGGUAACCUAGUCAUAGGGGAUUGUAGCAACAACCGUAUCAUACUCAUCAAUGGGUGUGGUGAGUUCCUCAGGAUCAUACACACAUAUGACUACUUUGCAUUGGCUAUUGGUGUAGACAGGGAGGAUGUCCUGUGGGCAGUGUUGGGGUAUCAUGAUAUCAAACUACUACAGUACCAAAGUGCGCAGGACCAACAACAAUGUAUUAUCUCGUAACUAUGACAACUGAAACUGCAUCAUAAGAUAAUACAAAGCUGACUUAAACUUCAGCCCCGGAUAUAUAUCAUUGACCUGCAGAAUUAAUCAGUUCAACAGAUAUUAUAUAUCGGAAAUGGUUAAAAUUUGAAAAAAGCAAAUCAAUCGAUUUCAUAGAAAUUCAAUAACUAUCUCAUAAAAACAAUAAACAAAUAAUGUUUAACAAUAGUAUUGAAGUUAAUUGAAAAAACCCACCUUAUAUAUAUUAUUUGACUUU
Mizuhopecten yessoensis (Yesso scallop) is the source of this 2385-nucleotide messenger RNA. RefSeq names its product tripartite motif-containing protein 2-like. The transcript has a single exon. Lineage: Eukaryota; Metazoa; Mollusca; Bivalvia; Pectinida; Pectinidae. Gene Ontology annotation, cellular component: chromatin; nucleoplasm. The record is from RefSeq and is a predicted model, not a curated record. Gene Ontology annotation, biological process: positive regulation of DNA-templated transcription. The coding region runs from base 501 to 2129 and encodes 542 amino acids. Gene Ontology annotation, molecular function: ubiquitin-protein transferase activity; zinc ion binding.